AUGUCUAAAGACGCAUCUGCAGUGGUGGUCGAAGUGGCCUCCAACGAAUGGAACGAUACCGAAAAGAAAAACUACAUUUCUACGGAAUCUGUGAACAGCCAGGAGCCUGAAACAGAAGACUUUUCUGAUAUCGAUGAGAAGAAGUUGCGCAGAAAGCUUGACUGGAGACUUCUUCCACUUUUUACCGUGUUGUACUUGUUGAGUUUCUUGGAUAGAGGUAAUAUCGGUAAUGCCAAAAUCGAAGGCCUUGCUGAGGACUUGAACCUUGUGGGUAACCAGUUUAAUAUGUGUUUGUUGAUUUUCUUUAUGUUUUAUGCUACUUUGGAAGUGCCUUCAAAUAUGAUUUUACAUCGUACAAAGCCUCAGAUCUAUAUUCCUACUACUAUGGUGAUUUGGUCCAUCGUUAUGACCUUGAUGGGUACUGUCCAGAACUACCACCAGCUUUUAGCUACAAGAGCGCUUUUGGGUAUUUUCGAAGCCCCACUCUUCCCUGGUAUUUCUUACCUUUUGUCGAUGUACUACUCAAAGUCUGAAAUUUUGGUUAGACAGGCUAUUUUCUUUAGUGCUGCUUCCCUGGCCGGUGCCUUCUCUGGUCUUUUGGCUGCUGCUAUUUCUCAAAUGGACGGUGUUGGAGGUUACGAAGGUUGGAGAUGGAUUUUCAUUCUUGAAGGUUUGCUUACCUUUGUCGUUGGUGUUUACGCAUUCACUUGUUUCCCAUCAUACCCCAAGGAUUGCAAGUUCCUUACUGAAAAGGAACGUAGAUUCAUCAUCCACAAAGUCAAGUACUCGUCCAAUUCAGACACUAAGAGAAUUACUGGCGGUGAUGUUCCUGUUAAGACUUUGGCUGAAGAUGAUAGCCGUAGCAAGUCAUACUUCUGGGCCGUGUUCAAGGAUUGGCAAGUCUACUGCCAGCUUUUGAUCUUGUAUGGAAGUAACGUCCCGCUCAAUGCUAUCUCCCUUUUCGGUCCUACUAUUAUUUACAGUUUGGGUUACACUGCCACCCAGUCUCAACUUAUGGGCGUGCCUCCUUUCGUUUUUGCAUCCAUUUGGUGUGUUACUCAAGCUCAGAUCUCCAACAAGAGCGGCAUUAGAGCACCGUUCAUGGCAUUUGAUCUUGUUUGUAUUGCGAUUGGUUUUGCAGUCUGUCUUGGAAGUGAUCCAGUCAACAGUCCACUUUCUGUUUACGGUGGUAUUUACCCAAUCUCCAUCGGUACAGCAGCCUUCCCCCUUGUCGUUAUUUGGCUUUCCAACAACUUGGCCGGUUCUUACAAGAGAGCUAUCGGUAUGGCCUUCCAGAUUGGACUUGGUAACUUCAGUGGUGUCUUUGCAUCCAACUUCUACAGAACUCAAGAUGCUCCUUACUACAAGCUUGGUCAUGGUUUAGGAAUUGGCUUUGCUGGUAUGGGAAUUUUAGUAACUGGAGCGGUUGCAGCAAGUUAUGUUUUCAUCAACAAGAAGAGACUGAGAGAGAUUGCAGAGGGCAAGUAUGAUGACGUUCCUCCGGAGGAGCUCAUGGCAAUGGGUGACAAGAUAACUAUUAUGUGUUGUUCUUCUAAAGCUAAAACUGCUGCUCCAGUCAGAAACGAGACCGCUGCCAAAACUGAGAAGCCUACCAAGAACUGCUGUGGUGCUUCCUGCAAAUGUGGGUCUUCCUGCCAGUGUGCUUCUUGCAACACCACCAAGCUCUAA
Messenger RNA from Candidozyma haemuli, 1689 nucleotides. RefSeq lists its product as uncharacterized. NCBI's taxonomy places the organism in Eukaryota, Fungi, Ascomycota, Pichiomycetes, Serinales, Metschnikowiaceae. Gene Ontology annotation, molecular function: transmembrane transporter activity. The transcript is spliced from 2 exons. The coding region runs from base 1 to 1689 and encodes 562 amino acids. Gene Ontology annotation, biological process: transmembrane transport. Gene Ontology annotation, cellular component: membrane. The record is from RefSeq and is a predicted model, not a curated record.